Blastomyces dermatitidis ER-3 is the source of this 1757-nucleotide messenger RNA. RefSeq lists its product as uncharacterized. The transcript has 2 exons. Lineage: Eukaryota; Fungi; Ascomycota; Eurotiomycetes; Onygenales; Ajellomycetaceae. The record is from RefSeq and is a predicted model, not a curated record. The coding region runs from base 417 to 749 and encodes 110 amino acids.
CACCUUAGUUUCUGACAAGGCUGGCCUUCCAAUGUUUAGGAUAUAAAACCAUUCCACAUGGCCUGCACCCAACUAACCAACUAACCAGAAUCAAAAACGCUCGUUGUCACAGUCAUUUCUGCCCAGCAAAAACCACCAGACAAACCCGUAACUACACCCUGGCCAGCAUUUCUCUCAAGUCAGCUAACUACCUGUGUAUCUAAGACGCCGGCAAGAUCAUGAGCUAGAUCCAGAAAUAUCACAACUUGGUCAUAUCCUUUCACCUCUCCGCAUUUACACAUGGGGUCCUUCUGCCAUGAGUUAUCUAGGUGUUCCCAUAGUGAUUAGACUUCCUAUGGUGGUGGUCCAGGACAAAGAUUUUGAGAAGGCAACCCACAAACUUUUCUUCUCCAAACCGCAACCCUGCCUCUGAAAUUAUGGCAGAUCUUCCAGAUCCACAAGCCACUCUGCAGCAGAUAAAUGAAGGUUACAAGCGUGUAGACCACUUUUGCAAGACCUUCAACUGCCCGAGCCAUCUAUUUGAGAGCUUUCAACAAAUACUUUUGAUUCCAAGCUCAUUUGCCAGUCUCCCUGAUUUUAGUACAACAGAAUUGAACGCAACAAAGCAGUCUGCUGCACUUCCAACUGCUCAAAUGACAAAUACAGCAACAUCUUAUACCCACACCAGCAGACAUUACUUGAAAGUCUCAUCAGAGCUGCUGUUGUUGAGGAAACCAAUGCUGGGUUCACUUCCUGGGCGGCUUCAAUGAAAGCGUGGGUCUCCAUGGUGGCUGGAUAUUUGGGCAUAGGAAACGAUAUUCUAGAUGAUUGCUUGCAUGAGCAGGUUGCAACAUGGUCUAGUACACACUUUGGUCGAGUACAUGAGAGCAAGUACGGGCUAUUUGACCGGCGCAUAUCAAAAUGCCUUGGGUCUGGGAAAGAAUUACCUGUUGACAUGAGUGGCCGUCCCAUUUUCUAGAAAGGCCUCUGUUCCUGAAUGAGAGGAGAGAAAGCCAAAGAUAUGAUGUGAGUCUAGAUUAUUGGCGGUAGCUUAUUUAUCGGCUAGUUACAGCAUCUAGAGAUGGAGUGAAACCAUUUCUGUGGACAUGAAAUGAGAAGGCUUUAACACUGAUUUCAAUGAACGCAUAUGCAUGCAAAUCUAUAAUCAACGCGCCCUUGAGCCUCGGGAAUGGGUAGGGUUGCCAAUACCACACGACACACAUUGUGCACAUCAACGCCUGGAAGUCCGUGAUAAGAGGGGGAAUUAAAUUUCCCAUCUAUUGCCCCUAUUCUUCGUGAGGGAAGCCCGCCAUAUCUUCAUGAAGGGCAAGGCCCACCAUCCCUCUAUUUCUUCCCCGAGAUGUAGAUUAGCCAUAUCGAGGCCACCCUUUUCAUGUUGAAAAGUGGGAAUCGUGUCAGUCACGCCUGUUAUCCUGCUGCUAUUUUGAGCUAUCAGCAGCUACUAUUUCUGGAUUCCUGGAUUUUUGAACUUGAACUUUCACAUCUAUACUUCUAUAUUUGCCCUGAUAUCCACAGUAGCAGAUUUGGUUCCAUAUCUUGAAUGAUUAAAAACCACCAAUCAUGGCUAGGGAACACUCGGAUGCAUGAUCACUACCACACACAUCAACAUCAAAACUCUAGAAGCUCAACAGGUUAUGAGCCCGGGCUCGGACACAGCAUUUUGGACGACGCAUAUACAGCUAAGCUUCCCGGCCAAGUGAUAGUCUUAUCAACUCAAGAAGCUGACAAACAACAAUCUAGUGAUCAUGUUGAAAAAC